GGGAGCGCGCGCUCUGAGGCGCGCGGCCUGGAGGGCGUGUAACGGCCGUUAGAAAGCUCAGGGAUCGAUUCUCCGCCUGCGGCUGACGUGGUGGCCACAGUGGGUGUUCUUGAGUGAGGUAUUUCGCCGCCCGCUUUCAGGCCCACUUGGCUCACAUAACUGUGUCAAUGGCCAUGCAGGAAAAAUAUCCAAGUGAGAGGCGCUCUCAUGCCACUUCACCAGGUUCCAGUGUGAUUCAGAAGGGCAGUUCCCUGGGGACUGAAUGGCAGACCCCAGUUAUCUCGGAGGCCUUUCGGAGCCGCUUCAGCCGCUGUUCAAGUGUAACUGACAGUGGGGACACAGCCAUUGGCACAUCGUGCUCAGACAUUGCGGAGGAUUUUUGCAGCUCAAGUAGCAGCCCUCCUUUCCAGCCCAUCAAAAGCCACGUAACCAUUCCAACAGCUCAUGUGAUACCUUCUACUUUGGGGACCUCUCCUGCCAAGCCAAAUUCUAUACCUGCCGGACCCUCUUCCUCCAAAUUCCCUUUGUCAGGGUUGGCUGAAAAUGUGGGGAUGACAAGAAAUGGAGACCUCGGUGCAAUGAAACGUUCUCCAGGCCUGUCUAGAGAUUUCAUGUAUCUUUGUGGUGCUCCUGGAGAAAAUGGAAUUGAGCAGUCCUGGUUUCCAGCAGUGGGCCAUGAAAGAGAAGAAGAGAUGAGGAAGUUUGAUAUUCCCAGUAUGGAGUCUACCCUCAAUCAGUCAGCAAUGAUGGAGACACUUUAUUCAGAUCCUCACUACCGAGUCCACUUUCACAACCUAAGAACCGACCCAAACAAGGAGUUAUACAAAGUGUUGCCUGAGACCAAGAAGGCACCAGGCAGUGGGGCAGUAUGUGAGCGGAAUGGACCACACCCCAGCAGCAGUGGGUUGCUGCCUUUGGGACUUCAGCCUGCUCCUGGGCUCUCUAAGCCUCUACCCUCUCAGGUGUGGCAGCCAAAUUCUGACCCUUGGAAUCCCCGCGAACGAUCUUGUGAGCUCAGCACUUGUCGGCAGCAGCUAGAGUUGAUUCGUUUACAGAUGGAGCAAAUGCAGCUUCAGAAUGGAGCCAUUUGCCACCAUCCCGCUGCUUUUGCUCCUUCACUGCCCACGUUAGAACCAGCACAGUGGAUCAGCAUCUUGAACAGUAAUGAACAACUUCUGAAAGAAAAGGAGCUCCUCAUUGACAAGCAGAGGAAACACAUCUCUCAGCUGGAGCAGAAAGUGCGAGAGAGUGAAAUACAGGUCCACAGUGCUCUUUUGGGCCGUCCUGCCCCCUUUGGGGACGUCUGCUUGCUGAGGCUACAGGAAUUGCAGCGAGAGAACACUUUCUUACGUGCACAAUUUGCACAGAAGACAGAAGCCUUGAGCAAAGAAAAGAUCGAGCUCGAAAGGAAACUCUCUGCUUCAGAAGUUGAAGUCCAGCUCAUCAGAGAGUCACUCAAAGUGGCAUUGCAGAAGCAUUCAGAGGAGGGAAAGAAACAAGAAGAAAGGGUCAAGGGUCGUGAUAAACAUAUCAAUAAUUUGAAAAAGAAAUGUCAGAAGGAAUCAGAGCAAAAUCGGGAGAAGCAGCAGCGUAUUGAGACCUUGGAGCGCUACCUAGCUGACCUUCCCACCCUGGAAGACCAUCAGAAGCAGAGCCAGCAGCUUAAGGACUCUGAGUUGAAGAGCACAGAGCUGCAGGAGAGAGUGAGUGAACUGGAGAAUUUGCUGGAGGAGACACGGGCAGCCUGCAGAGAGAAGGAGGUUCAACUGGAAAGUGUGAGACAGAGAGAAGCAGCAUUCUCCUCCACUAGACAUAGCCUGCAAGAUAAGCAGUGUGUGGAAGCCAAUGGAGAAGGUCUGGUCCAACAUGAAGAAGGUCCAAAAGUGGAAAUGGAGUCCUGGCAGAAGGAAUGUGAUUCUCUCCGAAAGAUUGUGGAAAAGCAACAGCAGAAGAUGGAUCAGUUGCGUUCACAAGUACAGGUGAACUGGAGUCCUUGGGACAUGAGCCUAGAGCAGGAAGUGGCUCAAGAAGAAGGAACAAGCCAGGCCCUAAAAGAAGAGGCCCAGCGGAGGGAGACAGCCCUGCAGCAGCUUCGCACAGCUGUGAAAGAGCUUUCAGCACAGAACCAGAACCUGAUUGAGAAGAAUCUGACACUCCAGGAACACCUGCGCCAGGCUCAACCAGGGUUCCCAUCUUCAUCAGACACAGCCCAGCUGGCAUCUGAACUGCACCAGGAGUUGGCCAAUUGUCUUCAAGAUCUGCAGGCCGUCUGUAGCAUUGUGACCCAAAGGGCGCAGGGCCAUGAUCCCAAUCUCUCCCUGCUCCUUGGCAUUCACUCUUCUCAGCACCCAGGGACUCCGCUAGAUUUGCAGAAGCCAGAUGUGAUCAGGAGGAAACUAGAAGAGGUUCAACAACUGCGUCAUGACAUCGAGGAUUUACGGACCACCAUGUCAGACAGAUAUGCCCAGGAUAUGGGAGAAAACUGUGUCACACAGUAAGGAAUGCUAGGCAUGGGACAUGCUAUAUUCCCCGAGGGAGGAUCUGGUCCAGCAGGCCCUGCCCUGACAGUCUCUUGCCUUUUGUUUGCUGCUAUUCCCAGAGAGAAGGGGUAGAAGGGAGGUAAGAGCCUGCAUCUGGGGCCAAGGGCUGACUAGGAAACUGCCUACCUUGCUCCACACUGGCUUUGCCUUGUUGGAUUGCAUUGGUUCUGUCAUCCUGAUUCGUCCUUUGAGGGUGAGUUACUAAUUAACUUUUUCAGGUCACCUGAUAAGUCCUCACAGACUGUUCCCAGCUGAUGUCAGAGACAGGCUGCUCACUUCCUUUCUCCAUCCUUUGGGAUGGAUUCACAUUCAUUCCCACUCCAUACCUUGGUUCUGCUGAUGCCCAGAAUUCAUUAAAGGGUCCUGGAAAGGCCAGUAAUAAUGGCAUUUGAGAAUUCCUGGGCCCCAUGUGCCAGUCUUCCUGGGAGCUGAACUGGCUUUCUGGGUUUACUUAGGCCCAGUCCCACUGCUUUGCUUCUUCCUCAGGGCUCUUAUUCACACAGACGCCUCACGGUGAUCUACUCAUUAGCAAAGUACUCACUAGAAUUGGUGGCCUAGGGAUUAUAGCCAGGGCUCUUUCAACUGUGCUGCCAUGCCAUUUUAUAGGAGACCCCAUUCCACCUGCCCUGUACCCUUGGGGCCCUGGCCAUGUGGUUAGCAUAGCCGCCUUCUCCUUUGUUCUCAGGCUGUCCAGAUAGCCUCCUUCUCGGACUUUGAAUGCAAACUCUUUUCUAUGGUUCUGGGUUUGGGCAGGAUUUUCCCCCAGAAUACCACAGGGCAACUCAAGCUGCUCACCCCGUCCCCAGGGCUGGUGCUGGUGCCCAGCCCUCUGAUUUGUGCCUCUCUUGUGUUUGGAGAUGGGGGUCCUUUCCUUUUCCUGAUCUGGGCUCCUUGAGAUUUCAGAGUACCCAGUACAGGUCAGCUUUUAAGGCAUAUCUUUCAGUGUUUUCUGGGGUUUUUUUUGUUUCUCUGGGGCCUUUUGACCCUUUGCUUUCUGAUUUUUCUUGCCUCCUCGAUUAGGGAACCUCUCACAGUUGUUUGUAUCUGGUUGCUGGGCUGGCCCCAGACCUCUAGAUCUGGAGCCAAGCCAGGCUGUGUGUGGCUGUGAGGGAGCACUGCGCAGUUCAGGAGCCCAGACUCAGCCACCACGAGAUUCUUGCUAAGCUUUGGCUUUCAGGGCAACAUCCUGGACCUCAGUCCUGGGCCUGAAUGAGACUCCUUAAGUGUUUUUACAAGUGUGUUUUAUUUAUGGAGUGACUUAUUCCUUCCAUUCAGAGCAGCCCCACCCAACCAUCACCCCCUCAGCCUCUGGGCUCCUGCCUCCUAAAAGCAGAGCUGCCUGGUUGGUCUCCACCCUGUGUUGGGAGCCCAGCCACCAUGCUCACGGGUAUUUUUCCUCUAAAGUUUAUAAGCAGUUAUUUAUAUGAAUUCUUGUUAUGUCAACUGGUUUGUAUUGCCUAUUUUGAUUACAAAAUAAAAAUUUAACAGACUUCA
Pteropus alecto (black flying fox) is the source of this 4034-nucleotide messenger RNA. RefSeq names its product centrosomal protein 85 (gene CEP85). The coding region runs from base 168 to 2498 and encodes 776 amino acids. Lineage: Eukaryota; Metazoa; Chordata; Mammalia; Chiroptera; Pteropodidae. Gene Ontology annotation, cellular component: centrosome. The record is from RefSeq and is a predicted model, not a curated record. The transcript is spliced from 14 exons.